Messenger RNA from Poecilia reticulata (guppy), 1605 nucleotides. The record is from RefSeq and is a predicted model, not a curated record. NCBI's taxonomy places the organism in Eukaryota, Metazoa, Chordata, Actinopteri, Cyprinodontiformes, Poeciliidae.
AUGGACCAAGCUAGGUACACCCUCAUCCCAACCUCCUUCAUCCUGGGUUUGGGCGGCUCCCCUCUGUGGUCGGCUAAAUGCACCUACCUGACCAUCAGUGGGAAUGUGCAAGCUGCCAAGGACAAUAAGAAGGGUGCUGAUGUGGUCAACCACUACUUUGGGAUCUUCUUCUUCAUCUUCCAGUCAUCUGCAGUUUGGGGAAACCUGAUGUCGUCGCUCAUCUUUGGGCAGGACACUAACAUCUCUAACAUUCCAGAGGACAUCCUAAGCACCUGUGGAGCAUAUGGUUGUGGAAUCACUGUCGAAACCAAUAGCAGCACCAAUAGCACCACCACCAGCAGACCUGCGCAGAAGCUGAUAUGGACGCUUCUUGGGUGCUACAUUGGUGUUGGCGUUCUAGCGAUACUCAUCAUAUCGAUAUUUCUGGACAACAUCGACCACCAGCAGACCAGCGAGUUUCGGGGGAACCGGGAACCGUUCUGCUACACGUUCCUGGCCACGUUCAGGCUGCUGAAGGACUGGAGGCUCCUGACGCUCAUCCCACUCACCAUGUACAGCGGCUUCGAGCAGAGCUUCCUCUCCGGGGAGUACACCAAAAACUACGUAACUUGCGCUUUGGGGAUCCACUAUGUCGGUUAUGUGAUGAUGUGCUUCGGAGCCGCUAACUCGCUCUGCUCCUUCCUGUUCGGGAGAAUCGCCCGCUACACCGGAAGGGCCGCGCUCUUCUUCUUUGCCGGUGCCACCAACUUGGCCUGCAUCAUCGCCCUCCUGUUCUGGAGGCCUCAUCCUGACCAGUUGCCUGUGUUUUUCGUUUUUACCGCUCUGUGGGGCAUGGCGGACGCUAUCUGGCAAACUCAGACUAAUGCUCUGUAUGGCGUACUCUUCCCGCGGGCCAAAGAGGCCGCCUUCGCCAACUACCGCAUGUGGGAGUCGCUUGGUUUCGUCAUCGCCUUCGCCUACAGCACCUUCCUGUGCGUGGAGUAUAAACUGUACAUCGUGCUGGCUGUUCUGGUGAUUAGCAUGAUCACCUACCCCAUCGUGGAGUACUACGAGUACAAGAAUCCUACCGAGCCCAUCGAACAGGCCGCCUACAAGAAUCCCAAAAACAAAGCAGAUGAAGCGGGCAUCAUCAGUCAGACCUGGAUGUAGACGUGCUGCCAUUUUAUUGUUUCCUUCUUUGACUGCUAAUCCAGAACUCCUGCAACUGAAACUGCAAACUGAAAAAACAAGUAAAAAUAACUGUAAAAAGGUAGAAAGCCUUUACUUUUUCUUAAAUAGACUUACUCUUGUUGGUUUUCUGGACUUUUUUUUUGCACUGAUGAAACCAGAACAAAUGUCAGAAUAUAAAAUUUAACAUUAAGUUAAAAGCAGAAACUGAUUUUUAAUGUUUUUAAUAUUUUAAAGGUGAACCCUUGGACAGGUUAGGAUAAAUCUAUGUAUGAGCAUUCUGUAGCUCCCCCUGGGUUGCUAGGUAACGGGCUGGGCUCUGCAGGGGUUGCUAGGUAACGGGCUGGGCUCUGCAGGGGUUGCUAGGUAACGGGCUGGGCUCUGCAGGGGUUGCUAGGUAACCACGUUGAGCCAGUGGAAUGUGACUUGUUUUUGAAA